GGGGAAGAGGGCGAGAUGUCAAGCAGCGACGCCGAGUCGGUUGCGUCGGCUCGAGAGUCCCUGCGAGAAGCGGAGGAGGCGGCUGCGCGGUCCGAUGCUGGGAGCAGCGAGCGGGAGGAGCUGGAGGAAGCGCGGGAGGAGUAUGCAGAGGAGGUUGAGGAAGCUGAGGAGUGAUGGCUGAGUUGGGGAAGUUUCAAGCGUUGGGGAAGUUUAGGUGGCUCUUUGGAC
Mytilinidion resinicola is the source of this 228-nucleotide messenger RNA. RefSeq lists its product as uncharacterized. Bases 16 to 174 code for a protein of 52 amino acids. Lineage: Eukaryota; Fungi; Ascomycota; Dothideomycetes; Mytilinidiales; Mytilinidiaceae. The transcript has a single exon. The record is from RefSeq and is a predicted model, not a curated record.